Messenger RNA from Leucoraja erinaceus (little skate), 2259 nucleotides. It is a transcript of the gene dnai7, whose product is annotated as dynein axonemal intermediate chain 7. The transcript has 15 exons. The record is from RefSeq and is a predicted model, not a curated record. Bases 55 to 2259 code for a protein of 734 amino acids. Gene Ontology annotation, molecular function: beta-tubulin binding; microtubule binding. NCBI's taxonomy places the organism in Eukaryota, Metazoa, Chordata, Chondrichthyes, Rajiformes, Rajidae. Gene Ontology annotation, cellular component: axoneme.
GCCCGGCAACCAGGGUAGAGAGCGGAUAAACAAGGCCCGGGGCUGGAGGCAGCAAUGGCUUCCGUUCGAAGUUCAGCUGCUUCAAAGAGGGGACAGAGACGUAGCAGAUCUGAAGAGAAACUUAUUAGGCAAGAGGAGGAGAGAAAGCAUUUGGAAGAAGAGGAGUUACGACUGGCAUCGGAACAGCUAGAACGAGAAAUUCUCGAGCAAAAGAGGCUUGAGGAAGAAGAGAGGGCGAGAAUUGCAGCAGAGGAUAAGAUCCGUAAAGACAAUGAACUACCUGAACUUUUACAAAUUUUGAAGAUGAAUAUGGCUUCAGUUCAGAAGUUGCAUAAAAAUCUUAGAGAAGCUACCAAGUGGCAACGUUACAUGAAAUGUGAUGGAACCCCUGAUCCAACGAUUCUCCAGGAGAUCAAUACCUUCAUUAAUCUCGCCAGAGAAGAUCCAAAUACAGACAUAAAUGCGUUGCUUAAAUGUGGUAGAAUAAUAUUAGGGCUUUUAGAUGAAUUGCAAAUGUUAUUAAGUGGCACCCCGUCUGACGAGCUGUCUGAGGCAACUGCAGCUCAGUACCUACAAACCACUUGGAAGCUGCAGGAUCUCCUCUCCAACAUCAAUGACAAAGCUACAGACAUCCUCCUGCAGAAAGCAAUUGAUCUUGUGGAUAUUGAGACUGGAAACAUGCAGGAAGUCGUGAAUGAUGAGAAUGUCACUCUCUGUUUGUGGGCAAACUUCAACAAAAAUCCCAGAUUCAAGGGUUAUGACUUUGUCAACAACCAUGUAGAAUUUGAACUCCCUCGCCCCCUGGCUAUGUGUGACAUUGCCGUGCGGAUUUUGCACACCCAAUAUGACCACAUCUCGUGCCACAUCCCUAUGUUUCAAGCUCAACAGAAAGCUUUCCGAAAUGACACAAUUUUAAUAAUUGAGGAGGAGGAGGAGCCAAAACCACUUAAAGUGAAGCAGACGGACAAUAACGAACGGAAAGACAGUAAACCCAAGCAGGAUACGGACAGCAAACUAGCGAUGGAUGAGGAUAUAAAACGCCUCCGCCCCACAAGAACACGGAGUGCAUUGAGCUCCCCAUCUAGAGAUGAUUUGUUGAAAAACAGGUCGCCAAGUGGUGAGAGAUCAUCAGGUCAUGGAAUGACAAAUCUAGAGCUUCUUCAUGAAUAUCCAUCCUCUGAAACGCUAGAUGAAUCUAUUGUUGAUUUUAAUCAGUACACACCGCUGGGUGGGGUGUAUUAUUUUGAUGUGUUAAAGUUGCCACCUCAGCCCAAGAUUGUCAAUGGAUGGAGAAUUGUCCAGCUGUCAGAGACAGGCUUGCAGCCAUAUUCCUAUCCGCUGGAGUCGGCCAAGGAGAGCAUAUCCUCACUGGGAACCAUCGAAGAGAGGGACUCCGAAAACCAUCCUGUGCAACCCGUAGGAAUUACCAUCAAACUCCCUCCGAGGGCAUUAUUCUUUGAACAGCCCACGCCUGCUCGAUGGGAUGCCUCAGGAGUAGUGUGGAGGACAGAUGGCAUUCACCAUGUCACGUUCGACGCAGAGACGGAUCAAUUAUCCUUUAAGAUGGACACCUUCAACAUUUUCACCCUGAUUCAGAGAAAUUAUGUCAACAUGCCUUUCCAGUCGUGGAACAUCAAACCCGUGGCAGAAAAUGAGGCUCUUUUAACCGUCCGUUCUGCCUUGAUUAUCGUGGAAAUUCGAAUCAAGGAGCUGUGCCAACUGUGUCCCAUGUCCAUCGAAGAUAAUCUCUCGCAUAUACGAGGAAAAUGGAUGACAGCUUCGAGUCUAAUCAUUUGCAUGGUCAACGCAGGGCUGAACAUUUUCCCAGGAGCUGAAUCAGAUAAAUAUGUUACAAAAACUGUCAAGAUUAAACAACUGGAGCAGGAGACCUACACUCAAAUGGCUCUCGUGGCAUCUGCCUUUGCUUUCAAAUGCAGUAAAUGGAACUUGAACUGUGAGCAUGAAGAAAUAGUUCUUCAGGCCCGGGAGAAUCUGACUGGGGAGAUGGUCAGCGAGGAUAGCUGGUCUCUUUACCUGUUGCGACCAGAGAGGUCUCAAAAUCUCAACAUGAAGGAGACUGAUGAAGAGUUGACGAAAGAAACCAACGAGCGCACAGAGUUCUACUCCAAUCUGUACCACAUGAUGAGGGGCCAAGCAAGUGAGGCCGCUCUGGAGCGGAUCCUAAACGCCGAUCACCUCUUCUUCACCAACGUCAAUGAAAUUCUGCAAGCCACCAAACUGUUGUCACACACAUUGUAA